AUGUCACGGGAUGCAGGCCAAGCAACCCAGCAGGUGCAACAGGUGCAUAAAGGUUCUCAGGCGCGUCAUGAGUUGGAGGUGAUCUCUAGUGAUGACGAGCAUCAAGGUGGUGCGGGGCCCAUCCAAGUCGAAGAGCCAGAGGAACCCUUCAACCCGUCCUUAAGCGGCGCUUUCGUUCAGCCAAUGAUUUGCAGGUUCGAGAUGUGCAAACGCGAGAUUGUGGAUGGGUUCGGCCUGUGUUCUCCUGGCAGGUGGACCCCUGCAGCCAGGGAACGUCUGAUGGAUGCAGCGCAGACAGGCCAUGCAAGGACAGUCAGGAACCUCCUUGAAAGGUUCGUUCGUGAGCAGUUGGGGGAUGUGAAGAAAUUCUCAUUCAUGCUGGCAACCGGGAAAAUCUUGAGCUCACCCUUUUCUGAAGAAGCAUUGUCUGGUCUACGUAAGAGCAUUGCAGCGACUCUCAGUGGCCCAGCAGGAGCAUUGGAGGUUCCGGAAAGGCAGCCGUUUUACUUGUACUUGCUUGCACAGUCCCUUCAAAUUUUGGGCGACCCAGACUGGGCAAUCCUCACUCAAGGGGAGGAGUGCCAUGCAAACGGUAUGCCUCUUGGGCAUGACAAGCCAUUGCCGCGCGUGCCACAGGUUUUCAGGCGGAGGUUGAAAUCAAGGAAGCUGGGUGAGACCCCUUUCGAUCCCAUCAUGUCCAACUAUGUCUCGGCCGAGUUGUCGUCUGAACAGCUAGAGGCGCAGUUCCGCAAGGAUGCAGAGCAAGGGAUGAUGAUUGUCCGGCAGACAUUUUCGAAGUGGUUGCGUGCAGCUGAUGCAAAGGAGGUGGCCUUUUGCAUAUGGGGUCUGGUGGCCGAGUUCAUCGGAUACUAUUUGUCGUACGAGACUUUUUCAGCUGGCCUUUCACCAAAGCGGGUCAAGUGGGUUCUGGAAUGGAUCGGAAAUGCCGAGAAGAACAACUGGUACGUAACGGGCCGGGGGUUUAGCGAGUUCCUGGGGAGGCUAAACUUCGUGGCAAGAUUGCUCAGCUGGAUUCGUCCCUUCUUGGCACCUCUGUUCGCCUUCAAUGCCGUGCUGCGCCGGGGCACUGUUGCACGCUUGCCUGCGAUGGCUUUCAUCUCCUUGUGCUACGUCAGAGAUGAGCUGAAAUCUUCAAACGGCCUGCAGUCAGUGAAGCAGACGUGGCUGGCUCCGCGCGAGUCAUUCAGGACGGAUGCCAAGUGUGAGACCGGUAGGGUUGUGUUAGGUGGCUGGUCUACCAAGGCCGGCCUAGGCCUAGACCCGGAUGGAGAGUCUGGUUGGGCCUCUACUUCCGCUGAACUUUUGGCGUCUCUUGCAGCAUUGGUUGCCUUUGGGCAUUUGGCGCAGCCGAUCCCGGGAGCACAGGACUGCAUGCAGGUCUUUGUGUGUGGGGAGACGGACAACCGUUCGACCCCUGAGGUCCAGCGCAAGGGCCUGUCGAACAAGUGGCCAUUGUUUGGGAUACAGAUGGCAGCGAGCAAGGCAUUGCGCAAGGUGAACAAAAGGUUAAUGCUUAAUUGGCGUCCGCGUGAAGAAAACACUUGGGCUGAUGAUCUCACCAAUGGCGAUUUCCAUGCCUUUGACCCUAAGCGUCGUGUCAAACUGACUUUCGCGAUGCUUCCGUUGGGGCUUCGUGCUGAUCUUGAUGCAUCGAGGGCCGAGUUCAUUCAGGCAAGAGCUACAUUGGUCUCCUUGAAGACCAAAGAGGCAGCUAUAGGUAGGCGUGAGAAGGAAGCUACCAAGACCGCGUGGUAA
Molecule: messenger RNA, 1776 nt
Organism: Symbiodinium pilosum
Lineage: Eukaryota; Dinophyceae; Suessiales; Symbiodiniaceae
Source: the annotation of a GenBank genome assembly